CUUUUGGGGCGAUCCUGGCAGAACGGAGCAGGGGGAAGAGGGGGUGGGAUAGCUCAGGUUUUCCCCAGGAUGAAGAUUGGGAAGGAGAGCCCAGCAGCUCCAGACAGCUGAUUUAUCAGCUCCCAUGGGGCUGGGAAGACAGUGACACCGAGCAGUCGGUGCCAGCCCUGUUGCAACGCUGCAAAACGCCGCGGAGGAUGGUCCUCGCCCCACACUGCGGCUUGCACAUGGGCAGAGCAUCCUCACUCCUUUUUCUUCUUGCUCAGAGCAGGAACCUGCCACCUGGAACCGAAAAUCCCACCCCGGGGAGCUGCCUCACCAAGUAAAACGCCUGGGCUUUGCUUUCCUUCCUGCUCUGAGGGCGUUAAGGGGAUGCUGUUCCCCAUCACCCGGGCACGGCGAGUCCCGGGGACGUGCUGCCAGCCGAGUGGUGACACCUCACGCUCCCGCGAAGGGCACGUCGCCGCCGGUCCGCUCUGAUGGAGAAGAAACCAAAGUGCUGGGCUUCCCCAUCGCCACCGGGAAGCCCUUCCACAGACACCAGCCUGCCGGAGAAAGCCAGAAAGCCAAAUUCAGCAGCAAUGGGUUGCUUGGGGAGAGGAGGAGGAACCAUGACAAAAUCCAGCCCUUUUAGGAAGCAAGUGCUGCCCUGGGACGCACCAGCUGGCUGGAAACCCCGAAGGACUCAGGGACACUGCUGUUCCCGUCCCCCCCACUGCUCAAUCUGGUUUCCCCAGACUAAAAACCCACUGGGCUUUCAGCCUUUCCAGGCGGCGGGAUUUGGGGAUUCAGAGCUCACCGGCGUGGGCAGCGCUGCUCACCCCGGAGGAGAAAAUAGCCCUGGCCAGCCGGGAAAUGUGCUGAAAGCUGCGGGCGGUGGCGGGCAGCGGGUCCGGGUGCUGCGGCCACCUCCUCCUCCUCCUCCUCCUCCUCCUCCUCCUCCUGCCGUGUUUUGGGGAGCUGCUGGCAUCGCCGGAUCCUGCCAGGUUUGCCAAAGGGAGGAAAAGACGGGGGAGAAGGGAAGCAGCCCCGGGGUGGGAAGGUGUUGGGCAAGGAGGGGCCGGUGGAGCAGCUUUUCCCCAAUUGCACAAGCCCUGAAAGCCCGGGGCAGGGUUUGGUCCAACGGCGGGGAUGCCCGGAACGAGCAAGGAAAGUGGUUUGGGGUCAGUGGUGCUUCCAGCACAGCCGGGAGCGAGUCAUGGGGUGUCUGCUCCAGAUGCUUCCGUGGAACGUUUGAUGCCCUGAGCAGAAAGAUCUGUGCUGGGUCCCAGCUGGAGCAGGCGGGACGGACCCUGCGUGUGGAAAUCGUCCGCAGCGUGGGUGGACACCCUCCAGGCCCUAUCCACCUGGGCAACACUUACAUCCUUGAGGAGGCACCUGAGCAAGUCCUGGUGUCCCUCCUGGUCCAGACCCACCGGAGAAGGGUGUCCCUGCGCGUGGGAGCGGUGGGGCAGGGCGAGAAGGUGGUGAGUCGUGAGGCGAAGUGGAUUCGAAGAAGUGAGAGUCAAGUAAAUGAGAACCAUGCCCGAAAAUGA
Molecule: messenger RNA, 1535 nt
Organism: Tyto alba (common barn owl)
Lineage: Eukaryota; Metazoa; Chordata; Aves; Strigiformes; Tytonidae
Product: proline-rich protein 12-like
Exons: 5
Coding region: 480-1535 (351 amino acids)
Source: RefSeq, a predicted model, not a curated record